AUGUCCAAGAGCAAAUUAACUGUGAUGGCUGAUGAGGACUUAACAUGUACGGCAACGGCCGCCGUGGCGUUCCGAAAUGUAGGCAUUCCCGCCACCAAACCACUCGAGGAGAAAUGUGGAAGCUGGGGCGCAACCACUGAAAAAGAGGCUGUACUUGGUGAUGGCGGGUUGAUAGGAUACAAGAGGUCCUUCACCUUCACCUUCACAUUCUUAGAUGAACUCCCACCGUUAUUCUCGACAUUGCAAUGGUCCAUGACCGAGUAUAGUAUCAAUCCUGCUGCUGGUCACGACGAUUAUGUGCUGUGUAAAAUAGUUAGGACGAAUGGCUACCUUGUAGAGAUCUCUAGUGACAGUGACGAUGACUAUGACAGUGGAGUCAGAACCACUACCAAGCCAAGAACGUCCAGUAUUUCGGCAGGGUUUCAGAGCUGGGCUCCCCCCCUCUUCCUAAUGCUGAUCAACGCCACACGUGUUUCUAUACUUAUUGUUUGGUCCAAAACGAGGUAG
Molecule: messenger RNA, 507 nt
Organism: Oldenlandia corymbosa var. corymbosa
Lineage: Eukaryota; Viridiplantae; Streptophyta; Magnoliopsida; Gentianales; Rubiaceae
Source: the annotation of a GenBank genome assembly